Glycine soja is the source of this 1025-nucleotide messenger RNA. Its product is annotated as protein Dr1 homolog. The record is from RefSeq and is a predicted model, not a curated record. Bases 202 to 672 code for a protein of 156 amino acids. The transcript is spliced from 6 exons. Gene Ontology annotation, molecular function: protein heterodimerization activity. NCBI's taxonomy places the organism in Eukaryota, Viridiplantae, Streptophyta, Magnoliopsida, Fabales, Fabaceae.
UGACGGAAGAACUCUCUCUCUCUCUUUCUUGUUCUUAUCCAUCGCAUUGAAAAGCAGCACCAUCACCACCCCCUCGUCUUCCCCCCUUCUUUCAUAAAUAUGCGUCUCUGCGACAUGUUCACCACCACCUCCUUGUUCACAUCAUCAUCAUCUUCUUCUUCUUCAAUCAGUUGACUCUUCGUUCCUCCCUCUAUUCAUCUGAUGGAGCCCAUGGACAUCGUUGGGAAGGCCAAGGAAGACGCUUCUCUUCCUAAAGCGACAAUGACGAAAAUUAUUAAAGAGAUGUUGCCCCCGGACGUGCGUGUCGCCAGAGAUGCACAGGAUUUAUUGAUCGAGUGUUGUGUCGAGUUUAUAAACCUUGUCUCGUCGGAGUCCAACGAAGUCUGUAACAAAGAAGAAAGAAGGACGAUUGCACCGGAGCACGUGCUGAAGGCUUUAGGGGUUCUUGGAUUUGGCGAGUACAUUGAGGAAGUUUAUGCAGCAUAUGAACAACACAAGUUGGAGACAAUGCAAGACUCUUUAAAAGGUGCCAAGUGGAGCAACAGAGCUGAGAUGACUGAGGAAGAAGCAUUGGCUGAACAGCAAAGGAUGUUUGCAGAGGCACGUGCAAGAAUGAAUGGAGGAGCCAUUACUUCCAAGCAGCCAGACGCUCACCAAAGUUUAGAGAGCUAACUUUAGGACACCUUUAUUUUCUUUUGAAGCAUAGGCAAGCACAUCUCUUCUCUUACUCUUCCCUAUGCGAUGUUAAUUUAGCUCGAUUUUGCACAAAUCCCCAUUCACUAGUUUGCUGGCCUAUGUGAAUGUGCUCGCCAUUUGUGUUCUUUUAGUAAUCCAUAUUUGUAAGUUAAUGUAAUUAUUGGAGUUCUUCUAAAUCCUCGUCUAUUUAGAAUACAUGUAUAUUAUUUCAUUUACCUGUUGUAUCGCCUACACCAACUACUAUUGGCUUAAUUUUGACAAUAUAGUGGCUAUACAACGAUCCAUUAUAAUCUGUUAUAUAGAAAGUCAUGAAGGUUUUACAACAGCAA